GUCAGUUUUGAGCUAGGAGACUAGUUUAGCUGCUUAUAAUAGGUGCACACCCUCAGCAUAAUGACUGACAAUAAGAGUGUUCUGAACUCUCCCCUCGAGUGGCCAGACAUGUUACAGCAAGUCUUCCAGUUGCUAAAACUUGGCAAGUUGUGUGAUGUCACACUGUGUUUCCCAGAUGAGUCAUCAGACAAUGCAUAUUGUACGAUCCAUGCACACAAACUGAUUCUUGCAUCUACCAGUCAGUACUUUAAAGAACUACUGCUUGAAAAUGGCUUAAAUGACACAGUUUAUCUGGCAGAUGUACCAUCAGCAAUUAUGGCAAAGCUAAUUGGUCUGAUGUAUGGACAGACCAUCUCCAUGACGCCUGAUGAUGUCACUCCCCUCUAUCAAGCUGCCAAGCUUUUAAAGGUCUAUCCUGUCUGUGAAGCCCUUAAGGCAUUAGGCACAAAGGAACAAGGGCAAAUAGCAGAUGAUAACAAUGAUGAGUCUAUAGAAGAUGUCAUUCAAACAAAAAAAGAUUCCCAUACUGACACUCAUAGUUCAUUUGAUGAUGCUCUCCAUUCUUGUCAGUUUGAUCAAACAGAGGACAUGCACAUAGAUACUACAACAACGCUUUUUGCAGCUGACAAAAUAACACCAACGGCACCUUUCACAAGAACCCAAACUCUAUCCCACCAAAAUGACAAUCACAAUUCUACUUAUCACACAAAGAAAGUGAGCAACACUUUGACAAGCAGCGCCUCAGUUAACAAAACAUUGGUGAAUGACACCCUUGUUUGCACCAGCACCUUGGUUCAUCCCACCCAUAUUGACACCAAACGAAUGACCUCCACCCAUAUUGACACCAAACGUAUGACCUCCACCCAUAUUGACACCAAACGUAUGACCCCCUCUCAAGAGAUUCAACUUGUAAACUGGAACUCAGAUGUCUUGAAUAAUGCAUUGAAUAAUUCAAUGAAUUAUUCAAUGAACUCUAAAAGUGAUGUCAAGUUCACAAUUAAAGAACAAUUGGCAUCUGUGAACGGAUCAUUGGGAAGAUCCAAUGAUCAAACAUCUGCCUGCUUGCCAUUACAAACAUCAUCAGAAGAACAAUCAGAAUAUGUUAGCUUGGAAAAUAAAACAUCAAACCAACAAACUGAUUUUAUCAACCCACUUUUGCGCAGGUCUAAACGGCUAAUAGAGAUUGGUAGAAAUGAUGCAAUUGACGACCUUGACCUUGAUAAUAACAUCGAUUCCUUAGCCAAUCAUAGCCUCAGGAGGAAUAAAAGGCAAAAAUUCAGAAAUGGUACUGAGAAUUAUGACGAUGGUGAUGAAUUAAAAGAUGAAUGUCAUGAUGAUAAAACAACUGGUCAUGAUGAAGUAAUUGUGAAUAGAUACUCCUCAUUGACAUUUAUCUGCAAUAAAUGUGCCUGGCAUGGACAACUGAAAAUGGACUACCUCUGCCACAGUGCUCUAGAACAUUCUUUAGGGGACAAAUUCACUAGUGAUCAAACAUGUAAAUAUUGUGAGAAAUUCUUUGAGUUCAAGGUGUUAUACAAACAACAUGUCGACAAAGACCACAGAAAAAAACAUUGGGUGUGUCAUGGUGAUAAUUGUGAUACCAUUACAACUUCCAGAUUUAUGUAUGAUAAACAUAUAUUGAAAGACCACAAGACAAAAGCAAAAUGCCCAGUGUGCUUCCAAACAUUCACAACAUUGAAAGAUAUGAGGAAACAUUUGAGAAUUUCUCAUCAGAAAAAUGGCAAGUUGAAAUGUCCAAAAUGUCCCAAAACAUUCAGCAAAGUCCCGGGUCUCCAAGGUCACAUGACCAAGGAGCAUAACAUAUUGGAGAAUGAGAGAAAAGUAUGUGAUUACCACAAUUGUAAAUUUUCCACAUUGGAUCCUCAAGUAUUCAAGUGUCACAAAGAGAAACAUGAAACUAUUGUGAGCCACCAUUGUGAGCAAUGCAGCAAGACAUUUACCUCUGUUAGGAACCUAAAAAGGCACAUCCUGUAUUGGCACAAACGUAAUACUGGGCAGUGCAAGACUUGUGGGAAGCAUAUUCAUGGGCCAGCCAAUCAGAUUGCAGUUCAUGAGAAAUCAUGUGGACCACAAGGAGCCAAAGAUUUUGCUUGUGAUCAAUGCAAGUUUCAGACGGCAACAUUAAGUUCUCUAAAUAAUCACAUCUUCACAAAACAUGGGGUCACUCCAGAAAAGACAGAGGUUCUUAUUUGUUCCAUAUGUGGAUACCAGACCAUCAGGAAUAGCAUACUGAACCAGCACAUGCUAAGGAAACAUGGUGGAGAGAGGAAAUACUCGUGUCAGCUGUGUAACAAAAGUUAUCUUCAGAAGGGUGAACUAGAACGACACAUUAGCUACAGUCACGCAGAAAAGAAACCCUUUAUGUGCAGUAUAUGUGCCUAUACAGCAAAGACUCAACAGUAUUUAAAGCAGCACAUCCGUCUCCAGCAUAGCCACCCAGGUGUGAAGCCCUAUAAGUGUGCCUACUGUCCACAUGCCUCUGCUUUGAAAUCUAACUGUAGGAAACACAUACAGAGAGAACAUAUAGGAUUCCAGGUUCAGAUAGACCAGUUGUUCCACAUUGAGGAAAAUACAACUGUCUAAUUAUGAAUGGAGUAAUAUAUACAGAGAGAACAUAUAGGAUUCCAGGUUCAGAUAGACCAGUUGUUCCACAUUGAGGAAAAUACAACUGUCUAAUUAUGAAUGGAGUAAUAUAUACAGAGAGAACAUAUAGGAUUCC
This is a messenger RNA of Owenia fusiformis, 2740 nucleotides long. Lineage: Eukaryota; Metazoa; Annelida; Polychaeta; Sabellida; Oweniidae. The record is from the annotation of a GenBank genome assembly.